Molecule: messenger RNA, 681 nt
Organism: Pelodiscus sinensis (Chinese soft-shelled turtle)
Lineage: Eukaryota; Metazoa; Chordata; Testudines; Trionychidae
Source: RefSeq, a predicted model, not a curated record
AUGAAAGGCACACAGGCAAUGCAGGGGCCCUUUGUGGAGAGCCAUGGGGGAGAGCCUCAGAACUGGGAUUGCAUGAAACUGUCCUUCAAAGCCUCUCUGAUGAGCACAGCUCCCUUGCCCCCUCCUGAUGGGACUUGUGUCCGGCCACUCAAACUCUCUGGCCAGACAUUUGGUCUCAGUCCGCUUUCUGGCAGAAAAGCUUCCCCCUUGCUUUCACACAGGUUGUGGAGCACACAGCAGGCCACCACCAUGAAGGGGGUGUUGUGCUUGCUGAGGUCCGGACAGGCUGUCCAUGUCAGGUUUCAUGAGCAAUGGGAGCAAGGGGUACGCUGUAUCAUCCAGGAUCACAAUGAGCAUGUCCACCACCCCACUCUGAUGGCAUGGUCAGGGAAAAAAGUGCCAGUGUGCAUCUUUCAGAAGGAGGAAGUAGUUCCGGAAGAUGUUGUGCACCUUUCCCAGCCAUCUAACACUGAUAUUGGUGAAGCAUCCUUUGUGAUCCAUGAGGGCCUGCAGCACUAUGGAGAAGUACUUCUUCCUGUUUAUAAAGUCCAAGGCAAAGUGGUCGGGGACCAGGACUGGGGUGUGAGUACAAUCUAUGGCUCUCACACAGUUGGGGAAGCCCAUGGCAGUAAAGCUGUUGAUGAUGCUGUCCACGUUGCUCAGAGUGACAACCCUCUAUAG